UGUACACUAGAGAAAACGCUCCUCAUUUGGAUAAAACAGCACCUCCUGUCCUCUGUCCUCUCCUCUUCAGCUAACAGCAGGAUUUCAGUAUAUAAGGAUUUGCUUAUAAGGAAUGGGUUUUGAGACAAGGGGAAAUACUAAGGCUGAUCCGGACAUCUCGGGGUUAAUAUGGACAUUUCGUGCACUUCAGUGAUCAUCUCUGAACCUUGUCUUCAUCACUGCGCACAGACGCGCACACCGCGGCGGUGUCUCCGUGUCCUCAGCGGCGCUCUCGUGAUGGAUGUCUGGCUGUUCCACCAGGUAUGAAGCAGCAACAUGGACGUAGACGCUUGGGUUGCUCUCACCGAGAACACUACAGGGAGGUCCCCGGGCUCACCGAGCCUCUCCCCGUGGUUCGUGAACUCCAGCUCGGCGGUGAGCUUGUGGAGAGACGCGGACCAGCCGGAACAGAGAGCGUACCGAGACUUCGCCAUCACUGCUCAGCUCCUCAUCCUCGCUGGCUCUCUGUUAGGCAAUGCGGCCGUGCUGUGGUGUACCUGCUGCACCAACGUCUUCAAGACAGUCACGGGACGCUUCAUUAAGAACUUGGCCUGCUCGGGGAUCUGCGCCAGCCUGGUGUGUGUGCCGUUCGACGUUCUCCUGAACGCCAGCCCUCGCUGCUGCCUCUGGAUGCACACACCAGUGCUCUGUCGAACCAUCAAGUUCCUGCACAGGCUCUUCUGUUCCGUCACUGUGCUCAGCUUCGCUGCCAUCGCUCUGGACAGGUACUACUCUGUUCUGUAUCCACUAGAGAGAAAAAUGUCAGACGCCAAAUCCAGGGACUUGAUUAUAUAUGUCUGGGUUCAUGCCCUUGUGGCUAGUGUUCCUGUCUUUGCUGUGAGUAAUGUCACCGACAUCUACGCCACCUCCACCUGCUCUGAAGGCUACUCGUUAGGUCACCUUGUUUACAUGGUGCUCUACAACGUGACCACUGUGAUCUUACCCCUAGUGGCUGUGUUUGUAGUCAUGGCGCUGAUCCGGCGUGCACUGACCACCAGUCAGAAGAAAAAGGUGAUCAUCGCGGCACUGCGGACGCCGCAAAGCAGCGUCUCUAUCCCAUACGUGUCUCAGCGUGAAGCUGAGCUUCACGCAACGUUGCUAGCGAUUGUCCUGGCCUUUGUGCUCUGCAGCGCACCAUACAUUGUGCUGCUGGCGUACCAGGCACUUCAAAUCAAUGGCCAGGCCUCACGGUGGCUCCACCUCACUGCCAUCUGGCUGCCAAAAAUGUCUCUACUCACCAACCCGCUGUUUUUAGUCAUGGUGAACCGGUCAGCACGGCGGCGCCUGCUGGACGCAUUGGCACACGUUCAGCGUCGCUACAGCCGCAGGAACAACUCGAUUGGCGUGGGAACAGCACCCGAGGCUGGAGUGCUUGGAGGGGAAGCGCUCGUCCGCUCAGGAAGCCAGCUGCUUGAAAUGUUCAACAUUGGCCAGCGCCAGAUUUUUAGGUCAAACGAAGAGGAGGACGAAGAAGACGGGAACGAAAUUGCAGCAGUAGCCAAUUUCCAGUCCAGACCUGACAGGACUUCAGUAGGAGCCUCGGUCGGAAUAGCAGGAGAAGGAGGAAUGGAAGAAGGUUCAGCUGUGCCAAAACAUUCCCCUGUUCAAUACUGUGCAUACUCAUCCUCACAGGUGGCUCCUGCCACACCUACUGACCCCGAAGAUGCCUCCCAGUUCGGGUUUGGUCCAUUUGAGCUGCCUCCUCAGUGGCUUCCUGAAACUAGAAACAGCAAGAAAAGACUGUUGCCUCCAUUGGGUAACACUCCAGAGGAGCUGAUCCAAACCAAACAGUCCAGAGCGCGGCCCGAGAGGCGCAUUAGCAGGAACAACAAAGUCAGCACCUUCCCCACUGUGGACCCCUGAGACCACCAGGUCCAGAUCUAAACAAAAUAUCAAGUAAUAAAAUUAAGUGGUUUUUUAAUAUUCCAAAAUGACAAUCUUUGCCAGCAGAAUCAUUUGACUAUGUUGUACGUACUUAGACAUUAGCUUAAUCUCAGGCUCCAGAAAACUGUUAAGGGAAAGAGUUGGUCUUUCAGAGAAAUAAGAAAAUUUGUAAGGAAUUGUAUAGAAUUACAUUGAGUUAUUUGGAAAUAAAAAUGACCUGAAAAUGGUUGCGUUGC
This is a messenger RNA of Tachysurus vachellii, 2159 nucleotides long. It is a transcript of the gene gpr176, whose product is annotated as G protein-coupled receptor 176. The transcript has 4 exons. Gene Ontology annotation, biological process: G protein-coupled receptor signaling pathway. Gene Ontology annotation, cellular component: plasma membrane. The record is from RefSeq and is a predicted model, not a curated record. Gene Ontology annotation, molecular function: G protein-coupled receptor activity. Lineage: Eukaryota; Metazoa; Chordata; Actinopteri; Siluriformes; Bagridae. The coding region runs from base 316 to 1902 and encodes 528 amino acids.